Gossypium raimondii (Peruvian cotton) is the source of this 844-nucleotide messenger RNA. RefSeq lists its product as uncharacterized. Lineage: Eukaryota; Viridiplantae; Streptophyta; Magnoliopsida; Malvales; Malvaceae. The transcript is spliced from 3 exons. Bases 100 to 639 code for a protein of 179 amino acids. The record is from RefSeq and is a predicted model, not a curated record.
AUAUACAUCACAAAGAUGCCUUCUUGUUUCAAUCAUUGAUUUCUCCAUCUCAAUUCAAACAAACCCAUUAAAUUUAUCUGAUCAAAUCCAUUAUCAACAAUGGCUUCUCUCAAAUUCCCCAUUGUUCUCUUCAUUUCUUCUCUUCUUCUCCACUCUUCUCUAGCUGAGAUGAUUUGUGAAGAUUUGCCCAAAGACGUGUGCGCGUUUUCGAUAGCCUCAUCGGGGAAAAGAUGUGUGUUGGAAACGGCGGUGAAGAAAGACGGCGACGUCGAGUAUCAAUGCCGGACGUCGGAGGUUGUGGUGGAGAGGAUGGCGGAGUAUAUCGAGACUGACGAGUGUGUUGCUGCUUGUGGCGUCGAUAGAAACUCCGUCGGCAUUUCAUCAGAUUCUCUUCUCGAUCAACAGUUCACCGCCAAGCUUUGUACCCCUGCUUGUUACCAAAAGUGUCCCAAUAUUGUUGACCUUUACUUCAACUUGGCCGCCGGUGAAGGUGUAUUUUUGCCUGAUCUUUGCAACGCUCAGCGAUCGAACCCACGGCGAAGCAUGGUGGAGCUUAUGUUGAGCUCCGGUGCUGCCCCUGGCCCUUUUUCUGGCCAAGCAACCGCCGUUGAAGCCCCUGCCCCAUCCCCCAUGUGGUGAUCUAAAUUGCUUUCCUUCUUUUUUUUACUUCAAUAAUAUGGUUUCAUCACAAUUCACAAUUACUUCAUUUUCAAUGUGUGAUUUGGUUUUGAGGAAUACUUGAGAGAGAGAAUAUAUUUGUAUUUUAGAAUUUUCAGGGUGGAUUUAUUGGAUUGGACAUUCAUUUGUUAAAUUAUAAUAAUAUGUGUCUUCUAUUUAUUAUAAA